UUUUUAAAAAUUAAGUGAAGUGGUUAAGUUUUAAAUAAAUAUUUAACUGAUUAAUUAAAAGUGUUGUUGAAUUUAAAAAAAUAAAUAAUUAAACUUUAAAUUUUUUAAUUUAUUAAAAUCUUUUUUGAGCACAUAAAUAAAGAAACUUGGCGUUAAAAAAUGAAUGUAAUGAACAAUCCGUUUGGCCAAGCAGAAUAUUUAGAUCUUGCCGGUAAUAUGUUAGAAAGACAAGAUUGUCGAGAUUCAACGUUACCUGGUUUAUUAGAAGUAACCGGUAUAAGUCAGCAUGGAAUAGCUACUGCUAGUGGAUUAAAUGAUUAUGAUUAUCAAAAUUUGUCAAGCUUAACAUUGGGACAUAAGCAAUUGAGUCAAAUAAGUACAGUUAGUAAAGUUCCAAUCCCUUCAGAAGUUCUAGAGCAUUUUAAACAUAUCAAGUGUCAUUGUAUGAUGGGACUAUUUCCAGAAAUAGGAAGAGCAUGGUUGACUAUAGAUUCUGAAAUAUUUAUUUGGACUUAUGAGCAAGCCAGAGAUGUUGCUUAUUACGAUGGUCUAAAUCAUUUGAUUGUUAGUGUAGGAUUAAUAAAACCAAAACUUGGAGUUUUUAUAAAAGAUGUUAAAUAUUUACUUGUUUUAACAACCCCAACAGAUAUCGUUGUGUUAGGUGUUACUUUCGGAGACACCACGAAAACAAUCUCUUCACCAGCUAGAAAUGUUCAAAGUACUGCAAUUUAUGAAGAAAUGCAGUUGAUGAGCAAACCAAUAUUUUUGCUAAGCACUGAUAAUGUUGCAAUAGCUACAAUUAAAGGUAGUGAGUGUGGCCGUAUAUUUUUAGGAGGAAGAGAUGGAUGUCUUUACGAAAUCGAUUAUCAUGCUGAAUCCAGUUGGUUUGGAAAACGUUGUAAAAAAGUGAAUCAUUCACAAGGCAUAUUGUCAUACAUGGUUCCUAGUUUUUUAAAAGUUUUCUCGGAAAUCGAUGCGAUAAUUCAAAUUGUUAUUGAUAACAGUAGAAAAUUACUUUAUACUUUGACGGAAAAAGGAGCUGUUGAAGCUUGGAAUAUGGGAGAAAGUUGUAAUGAAAUGCAACGAAUCGCAAGAUUAACACAAAACGAAAUCGCACAUUGCGCUUGCAAUGUAAUAAAAACAGUUGAUAUUUCAAUAUUCAAACCCAUUAAAUUCUUGUGUCCCUUGACAAGCGAUGAUUGCCCCGGUUUGCAUUUACUGGCCAUAACCCAAUCGGGAGUUAGAUUAUUUUUCAGCACAAUAAAUUUCAAUAUAAAUUUGCAACAGCAACCGGGCCCAGCAUCUUCUGACAUCAACAAACCUAAUAACUUGUAUUUAAUGCAUGUAAGACUACCACCAGGUUUUACACCAAACACCACAUUAAAUAAACCAAAAAAUGUUCACUCAGCAUUUUAUAGUGAAGGAACAUUGCUGCUUAUUAGCACUCCUCAGCAGGAUCAAGAUAUCUUAUGGUCUAUUAGCUCUGCACCAUUUCUUAAUCGACCAUUUUUAGCCGAAUCAACUACAGUUUUAAACCUAGAUGGAAUUGUAUGGAGUCUAGCAGAAAUAAAAGAUAAAAGAAAAACUACAUUGAAUUCCAUGCAGAGAAAUGCCCAAAAACCCAAAAAAGUUGCUUUGUUAACGAAUCAAGGAGCACAUAUAGUGGCAUUACUUAAACCCGCUGAUAUAUUGCAACAAUUACUUGUAGCAUGUCACGGACCACAUCAUGAAGCAGUUAAAGCAUUUUUUCAAGCACAGUCAGAACGGGAAGCUUGUGCUACAAGUUUGGUUCUUGCUUGCUGUGAUGAAUUUCGUGGAACCGAUAUUGCUUUAUGGGCGGCGCAAGCUUUUAUGUUAUAUGGUGGUGAACCAAGCUACCAGAUCAAUCCUGCCAUGAAUCCAGCUAGAAAUCUAAUGGGAUAUAUGCAACCAAAUUCGACUACAAUAGAUAAUCGAAGUACGACGCCAAUGAUUAUGUCAACUCCAAUGCAAAAUCGUCAUAGUCCCAUGGGUAGUCCAUUUCAAAUGUUAUCACAAACACAAUACCCACCUAGUCCAAUUGUCACAAAUCAAGUAACAUUCUCACCUCAUCAAACGGGAAUGGACUUUUCUAACGUUGUUUUUUCUGCAAAACAUGAUGGCUUAUACUUAUAUGUUUCAAGGGUAUUGCGACCAAUAUGGAAGAAAAGAAGCAUUGACCAACAAUUGUGUAGUACAAUUUCUCAAUCAGAUUGUUCAAUUAUAUUGGAUGAUCUUUUGGCAAUUAACCGGUUUCUUAUUGAAAAUUCUGUGCAUGAAAUAUCAGGAGUGUUAAGAAAUUUCAAUCAAAAUUCCGUUGCCAAUAGUUUUGGACAGUUUAAUAUGCCAAACUCUAAUCCAAUUGAUCAAAGAAAUUCUGCAGAACAAGCCCAAAAUGAAGAGAAGAAAUCAUUAUUGGCUCUUAAUUAUUUCAUAAGACACGCUUGCGAAGUUUUGUCUUUGUGGAAAAUUUUAUGCGAACAUCAAUUCCAGGCAUUGGUUAGCCAAUUAACAAAAGAGCAACAAAUAUCAUUAUCCUCAUGUAGUUUCCGCGACUUAAUACUUACUCGAACUGAUAUGUGCGCUUUUCUAAUUGUAACAUUAAUCAAUUCUUAUUUAACUGACAAUGCAAGUGUUACAUCAAUAUCGAGUAAGUUGAGAGAGGUUUGCCCUAAUCUAUACCGGCAAGAAGAUGCAGUUUCGUUUAAAGCUACUGAAAUUUUAAUGACUUCAAAGAACUGCCCGCGAAUGGAAGAAAAAGACGAGCGAUUAAGGACAGCUCUUCAAUUAUGUAAAGAUGCUGCCCCCAAUUUACCACUAUCCAAUAUAUGUCAGCAGUUUAUCUUAGCUAAAUUUCAUGAGGGUGUUGUAGAAUUAUGCGCAACUUGUGCAGCAAAAAUUGAUCCAGAAGAAUUCGCUCUACAUUAUUAUAGGAAUAAUGAACCAGUAGAAGAUCGUGAAGGAUAUUCAGCAUAUGCAGCUCGUAUGAACUACUAUAAAGAAAUAAAACAGAUGCUGGAUAUUGUGUAUCAAAAUGCUUGUAACAAUAACGUUAACAACGAUUUACAGCAAACAAUUACAAAUAUUAAUUUCAACAAAGAUUCGACCAUGGAGAUAAUGAAAAUAGUUUCGCUAGCCACCCAAACAUCUGACCCAUUGCUUCAUGUUGUAGUUUAUGAAUGGUUACUUGCACAUGAUUUAAUUUCAGAACUAUUGGCAUUCGGUGAGCCAAGUCUAGGCGAGUUCCUUGGACGUUCUGUUAAACGAAAUCCAAAUAAUUUGAAGUUAACAGAUUUGUUAUGGAAAUAUUAUGAGAAAAAUGGACAACAUUCUGCCGCAGCAAGUAUAUUGGACAAUUUGGCUUCAAUGCAAACAAACUCAAUUCCUCUUAGCCAAAGAAUAGAAUAUUUAGCGAGAGCCGUUAUGUGUAUGAGAAAUGACAGUGUCGGAUGCUCAAUGCAUAAUGGAGUUCUAUUAAAAGAUCUGGAAGAUAAAUUAGAGAUUGCCCGAGUUCAAAAAGUUAUAUUAGAUGCAAUUGAUGGUUUGGAUAGUCAUGAAGCGAAAGAAGCUGCGGAUAAGUUAAAUUAUUGCUUAUAUGACAUGUCACAAUUAUAUUCAGAUUUUGCUGAGCCAUUUGAACUUUGGGAAUGUAAAUUAACAAUAUUAAAUUGCUCUCAUCAUAACGAGCCUCUUUUAAUAGAAUCGGUAUGGUCCAAUAUUUUAAAUAAAGCCGUUGAUGCACCAGAACUUUCAGCACGAGAAAAAGGAACUCGCUUAUUUUCAAAAGUUCAUUUAUUAGCAAAAGAAUUUGGAGAAUCAGGGCACUGUUUUCCAUUAGCAUUUAUAAUUAGAGAAUUAGAAAUCAAAUGUUGUCGGUUAAGACUAGACGAGGGCACAGUUCCCGAAGCUCUUAUUGCAAUGAAUUUAGACUUAGAAUUACUUAUUGAUUACUACGCAAGAAUGCUAUCAAUGAAUGAACGAGUUUGGGCUAAUGAAGGAAAUGAAACGCAUUUGUUAAAAUCUACCGCAAGAUUAGCGGCUUCUAUAGCGUCAAAUUCUAAUCAAAUCCCUAGCCGGAAUAGGAGAAGAGUUGCUGUUAAAGUACAAGAUCUAAUUUCGGCAUGUUUGAAUAUAUGCUAUCAAAAACCGGGAACUGAAAAUUUACAACAAAUUUUGAGAGAAACACAGAGUAGAUUACAAAGAGUUUUAUAAAAUUCAAAACUAUUUUCCUAACAGAAAUUUUUUAGAUUAUUUAAUAUUAAUAUCAAUUACUAGUAUAUAGUCUCCUUGGUUAGUUUUAAGGAGUAUUCGCCAUUAAAGUUUUUUUUUUUGAUUAUGAUGUCUUCAAUAUA
This is a messenger RNA of Condylostylus longicornis, 4370 nucleotides long. It is a transcript of the gene Nup154, whose product is annotated as nuclear pore complex protein Nup154. Gene Ontology annotation, biological process: transcription-dependent tethering of RNA polymerase II gene DNA at nuclear periphery; RNA export from nucleus; protein localization to nuclear inner membrane. Gene Ontology annotation, cellular component: nuclear pore; nuclear pore inner ring. The record is from RefSeq and is a predicted model, not a curated record. Bases 160 to 4230 code for a protein of 1356 amino acids. Lineage: Eukaryota; Metazoa; Arthropoda; Insecta; Diptera; Dolichopodidae. Gene Ontology annotation, molecular function: structural constituent of nuclear pore. The transcript has 12 exons.